Messenger RNA from Salarias fasciatus (jewelled blenny), 2240 nucleotides. It is a transcript of the gene esamb, whose product is annotated as endothelial cell adhesion molecule b. The coding region runs from base 235 to 1518 and encodes 427 amino acids. The transcript has 7 exons. The record is from RefSeq and is a predicted model, not a curated record. Gene Ontology annotation, cellular component: plasma membrane; adherens junction. Gene Ontology annotation, molecular function: cell-cell adhesion mediator activity. Gene Ontology annotation, biological process: homophilic cell-cell adhesion. Lineage: Eukaryota; Metazoa; Chordata; Actinopteri; Blenniiformes; Blenniidae.
GGGACGCAGCGGAGCCGCCGGUGCGCCGCGCGCUGCGCUCGGUCUGCCAUGUCAGCCGCAGUCUGCAGGCGGGAUGGGAAGAGGAGCGCGAGCUGCGCGUGCACUUUCUGUGGAGCACGGUCAUUAAUUGUUACCUGAAGACAAUUAGGCGGCAGUUUGCGCGGAGGAAGGAGGAGAAGGAGGAAGAGGAGGAGGAGGAGUGCGCGCUGAGCAGCAGCCGGUGGAUGGUGCGCCAUGGAGAAGAGGAGCAGACUCCGAGCCAUGCUGAUGUUCAUGUGGCUUUUCCAAGGUGACACCCAGAAGGUGGAGAUCCCCAGGAAGGAGAUGGAGGUGGUGCGGGGCCAGAUGGUGGUGUUGCAGGCCUGGUACAGCCCCAACUCGGACAUCUCCAGGAACUCCGUCAUCUGGCAUUUCACGGGGAACGAGUCUAAGCAGGUGAUCAACUUCAGCUCAGGUGAGGUGGGCUACGGCAAGAACGAGUUCACCAAGCGGGUGGGCUUCAGCGUGGCCAUGCCCUCGGCCAACCUCUCCUUCUACAUCAACAACACGCAGGAGUCCGACUCCGGCCGCUACGUCUGCAAUGUCAUCGUCCGCGACGGUCCUGGCCUUUCCGGAGAGAUCCGCCUUAAUGUCAAAGUCCCGCCUUCUCCCCCGGUGUGCACCAUGACGGGAAACCCGGUGGUGAAGGGCAACGUGACCCUGAGCUGCCAGUCCAGCCACGGCAAACCGGCCCCGCAGUACAAGUGGACCAAGGCCGCCCCCAUGUCCGAGGUCUUCUUCUCCCCCAUGCAGAAUGAGAGGCACGGCACCCUCAGGCUGAGCAACCUCACCAAAGGCAUGUCGGGGAAGUACAUCUGCAGAGCCAGCAACACGGCCGGCUCCGACAGCUGCUCCAUCAACCUGGAGGUCAUCACCUCCUCCAACGCAGGCAUGAUCGCGGCGGCGACUCUGGGCUCCGUGGUGGGGCUGGUGGCCAUGGUGCUCUUCCUCAUCUUCAUCCUGAGGAGGAGGCGGGACACCGAGGAGGAGAUCGCCAAUGAGAUCAAGGAGGACGCUCAGGCGCCCAAGAGAGUGUCGUGGGCGAAGAGCAACACCGGCUCCGACAUCAUGUCCAAGAACGGCACCUUGUCCUCCAUCGCCACCAGCCCCCGGCCUCGGGACCCCCACCAGCCCGGCUACCACUACCCAUACUCCCCCAUCUCGGCGUCGGACACGGGUUCGGUGAUCAACGCCUACCAGCUGCGCCCCGGCGAAGCCAACGCGCUCCAGGGCCUCCCCGGCUACAACCACGGCGGCACGCCGUCGCGCAAACACAAGCGGCCGCCCAGCGCCAACGGGGGCCCCCCGCAGGUCCUCAGGAGCCCCGCGGCGGCCGUCCCCAACAGGACUGAGGGGGCCCAGCCCCAGGUGGGCCCCCCCCUCACCGUGGCCCCCCAGAUCAGCUCCUCCACUCUGACCCGCAUGGGAGGGGUGGCCGUCAUGGUGCCUGCUCAGAGCCAAGCUGGCUCUCUGGUGUAGCGUCUCCGCCGGCGAGCGGGACGACGGACGGACAGACAGAGAGAGUAUGCCUUGAAGUGGAAAGCACUUUCCCCCCCGGCCGCCCCCCCCGUGGAGACCUGUGACGCGGCGAGACGGGGGGGCCGCCGCCUGAGCGAGCCCUCCCGUCCGUGUGACAUUGACUCAGUGCAGUGUUCCUCGUUCCAGUUUCCUUUUCUACGCUGCGUUCGGCCUCGCCAGAGAGACAGACAGAAAUAUUCUAUUUUUAUUUACACGCGUAGAACGAGACCAUUAAAAUAGUAUCCAGCUGUGUUUUCAAAGUUCUAGGCAGCACUGCGUCUUCAUCUCCAUUCUUUAUUUAAAACUUGAAAACCUACUCAGAUUUAUUGCAGCUCCAAAAUACGUUUCGGUCACAGUUCUCUCAUCUACGAAGAACCGAAUUAGACGGAUGUGAUUUGAGUCACUUUUCUCAGGCUAAAUGCACUAGAUCCAAGCAAAAACCUCACAAUUCAGGUACUACUAAUAGUUUGAGACGUUUCACUCUCUGUGCCCCGUGUAUUUACGUCACUGAAGGGUGUUUUCAGCCCACAGUAACCGUGCGAACAUCGUUUCAUGACAGUUCUUUCUUUAGGAGUAUUUCAUGGUAGCUGGAUUGUAACUGAAAUAGUGAGUGCUACAUUGUUUGAGUUCCUGGUCUUUUUUUGGACCAGUUUGUUGAAAACGGUGCUUAGUUGAGAAGAGUU